UUUCUCAAUGAAAUUCAAAAACUGAAGAGUAAAAUGAAUUUGGAAGAGGAGUCGACCAAAGGUUCCCUCACUCUCACCAAUCUUAGAGUCCCUCUAAAGGCCGACUUUCUGGUGGCGCGCGCUAAGCAAACCGUUCCAGAAAUGCACCACUUUAUCUGCAUUGUCUACAGUGGGGCCAAUGUUUUCGUCACAAAUGUAUUGAAUACCGACAAAGACCUCAAAAACGGUUUCUUAGAUUUUGAGUUUGGCGUCCGUUUGCCUGAACUGAACAGUGAUUUUUCAGUCAUUGUCCACAUCUAUGACUUGAUUACAAUGAAGACACAGAUUAAGAAGACCCCGAAGAAGACCCCGAAGAAGCACAAGUCGACAAUGAAGUCGCCGAGUGUUCGCAGUCCCGGCGGACCCAACGCUGUGCUCAGCACUAGUUUCCAAUUGAACGGCAUUUUCAAUAUAAAUAUCUCUAAUUAUUAUAAGAAAUCGUUUAAAUUAGAAAACUUUUCGUUCAAUUCUCCGCUCGAAGGCGUCAUUAAUAUGAAGACUGAACUAACGGUUGAACACAACUACUAUAAGGAGGGCCUUCUCGAUGUUUGCGACGCCUCUGGCAUCCGAUGGAACCUUCGAUGGGUUGUCCUUAAAGGCCAUCAAUUGGGGUUCUGGCGGUUCCCCGAAGACGUGGCCUCCAAAUCAGCGCUCGGCUCCAUAAACCUCGAGGAACAUUUGAUGAGCGCUGAAAAUAAGGAGGUGAGCCAAGAGUGGGCCCAACAUAUCAGCCGCGCUCUCAAUGGGAUCCGUAUUUGGAACUCAGACACAGUAAAACCCUAUCGUAUCGAAGAGUUUGAUGAACUUCUUAUUGCUUUGGAUUAA
Medioppia subpectinata is the source of this 864-nucleotide messenger RNA. NCBI's taxonomy places the organism in Eukaryota, Metazoa, Arthropoda, Arachnida, Sarcoptiformes, Oppiidae. The record is from the annotation of a GenBank genome assembly.